Guillardia theta CCMP2712 is the source of this 603-nucleotide messenger RNA. RefSeq lists its product as hypothetical. The record is from RefSeq and is a predicted model, not a curated record. The transcript is spliced from 2 exons. The annotation marks the transcript as partial. Gene Ontology annotation, cellular component: cytoplasm. Gene Ontology annotation, molecular function: protein serine/threonine kinase activity; protein tyrosine kinase activity; ATP binding. Lineage: Eukaryota; Cryptophyceae; Pyrenomonadales; Geminigeraceae. Gene Ontology annotation, biological process: intracellular signal transduction; protein phosphorylation.
AUUGGACCCUAUCGAUUGCUCAGAACCUUAGGGAAAGGUGCAGAGGGAGUGGUGAAGUUGGCAAACAACGUUGAAACUGGGGAGAAAAAAGCCGUCAAGAUUAUACGAAGAGGAAAUGUGGCAUCCAUGUCGAGAGUUGAUCGUGAAGUCGAAGCUAUGGUGAUGUUGAAUCAUCCCGCAGUCGUGUCUGUGAAUGAGGUCCUCGAGACUGAAUCCUCCAUAUUUUUGGUGAUGGAAUACUGUGCUGGAGGUCACAUUGAGGAUUACAUCUCUCCGACACGCCCCAUGAGUGAAGCGGCUGCCAGGUUUUACUUCAGUCAGCUGUUGGAUGGCAUGUUGUACUGCCAUCAGCAAUGCGUGUGCCACCGAGAUUUAAGGAUAGAAAACCUGAUGUUGGACAACAGGGGAAAUCUCAAAAUUACUGACUUCGGGCAUGCUGGAAUAUUUCAACAGGGUUGGGAUGUAUUUCAGACCAUGCUUGUGGGAUCGAUAUCACAUCUUGCACCAGAGCAGGUGACGGGUACUGUUUACUCCGGGGAGAAGAUAGACAUGUGGUCUGUCGGGAUUAUUCUGUACAUUAUGGUCACGGGUUGUGCGCCGUUU